AUGGUCGUGCAUCCUUUCGUGCUGGCACUGACCGUUCGAUCCAUCUCACUUCUCUUGCCACAGACAUUCUUCCAACCCGAUGAGUUCUAUCAGGCUCUCGAACCGGCUCAUCACCUCGUCUUCGGGUACGGCUACCUGACUUGGGAAUGGCGAGACCUGCCAGGAUCAAAAAGCGCUGGAAUAUCAACUGUACAGAGCCUCUGGAAUGAAGCAGUUGUCGGUGGUCGGAUGAGAGGAUGGCUUUGGCCCGGAGUAUUCGCUGGAUUGUAUAAAGUGCUUCAGUUGACUAGCAUGGACAGCUCAGAGCUUCUAAUCAUUAUGCCGAGGCUUGUUGGCGUGCUAGUCGCAGCAUCCACUGACUACGCAACCUACUGCCUGUCCCGCAAGCUCUUGGGUCCUGGAUCGACGGCGGCAGCAUUGUUCUUAUCGCUUACAUCACUGUUCAACGCCCAUCUGUUGCCCCGCUCACUUUCCACAUCACCCGAAACCCUUCUUACAACACUGGCUCUCCUCUACUUCCCCCUCCCUCGUCCUCCCCCAGUAAAGGAGGUCAUAGUCGAUAUGGAAGGAGUGCCAAUCAGCACGCUGAUGAGACCUCCGAAUGACAAACAUGAGGAGAAGCAGGUCAGAUCGGAGCAGGGCGAGGUGAUCAAGCUUGGAGACGUAUCAGAGAUCGACUUCGCGCUCAUGGACAGGAUGUCCGAAGUGGACGAUGGUCGAGAUAGCCUCGAGCUAUCGGUUGUUUUCGCCUCACUUGCUAUAUGUCUCCGACCAACGACACUGCCUUUCUGGGCUUAUAUGGGCGGCGAGCUUCUACUGCAUACCUGGAGUUCUCUAGGGAUCGUAGCCGCCUCGAAUACGGCUGCGAGAUGCGUGCUUCCAUUCUGUGCGACGUUCGUGUGCUCGACUUUGCUCGACUACUAUAUCACCGGUCGAGUCUUUUUCCCCACGUUCACAUUCGUCCACCGCAAUGUCUUUGCUCAAAUCUCUUCGUUCUACGGAUCCACGGACUGGACCUAUCACCUGGUCCAGAGCCUUCCCAUCUUACUCUUCCCUAUCUGGGCUUGGUGGAUCCCAGGAUUUUCCGCGUGCAUCCUACCAGAGUCUAUGUCUGCAAAGCUUGGACUCGUCAAGUCGGAUCGACCAGAAAGUUUGCGCAUUUUAUCUCGAGGCCUAACUUUUGGGAUCACGGUGCUUUCUCUGUCUCCGCAUAGUGAAUGGCGGUUUCUGCACCCCUUCCUACCUGCUCUUAUCUUAUUCGCCUUACCUCCCAUGUUUCGUCAAUACAUGCCUCAUCACAUGGGCAUGUGGCGACUACAUCAAUCCAUUCGGGCAUAUACUCGGCUACCACAAUCUGCCUUCUAUUCAUGCCUCUGCCUCCCGUUGAUUCCGUGGCUAUAUCUCAAUAUGUUCCACGGACGAGCUCAAGUCGAGGUAAUCAAUGUCCUUCGCCGAGGAGAAGCUGGUCACGUCUCGAGACUGGCAGCAUUGAUGCCGUGCCACCCUACACCGUGGCAGAGCCAUCUGCACAGAGAUAUUGAUGCGUGGUUCUUGACAUGUGAACCGCCACUUGAAGCUUCGGAGUCUCAACAUAGGACGCAGCAAGAUCUGUUUUAUGCCUCACCAGUCACCUUCAUCAAGAGUACAUUCGCCCACGCAUCGCAGAAGACACCUAGGUCGGCGACGGAAGCGACUCCGUCGCAUCUGAUCCUCUUUGGAGAUCUCCUGCAUCAGACCGACCCCCACUCCAGCGGAACAGUCGAGCAUAUCUUGAGAGACAUGGGAUAUGAACAAGUUUGGAGUAUGUGGAACGGGUUUGACAUGGCACAGGAUGAUGCCAAGCGACGAGGAGGUGUUCGUAUAUGGGGACAUGCUUAG
This is a messenger RNA of Kockovaella imperatae, 1878 nucleotides long. Its product is annotated as GPI mannosyltransferase. The transcript has 6 exons. Gene Ontology annotation, cellular component: endoplasmic reticulum membrane. The record is from RefSeq and is a predicted model, not a curated record. The coding region runs from base 1 to 1878 and encodes 625 amino acids. Lineage: Eukaryota; Fungi; Basidiomycota; Tremellomycetes; Tremellales; Cuniculitremaceae. Gene Ontology annotation, molecular function: alpha-1,2-mannosyltransferase activity. Gene Ontology annotation, biological process: GPI anchor biosynthetic process.